AUGCUUCAACAAGCACAAGCAGCUGCUUCUACCGUCCAGACUGAAACCGCAGGAUCAACGAGACAUGACGCUCCCUUGCAAACGACCGACCUCGUCACUCCAGAUGCGACCGAUGAAGAAGUUCCGCCUCCCCCAUAUGGCGACAUCUAUGGGGAGAUCCGGAACGAAAAAGAUGGCCUAGGCACCAGCGCCAGCGUCACCGAAGACGGCCGUGUCAACAUCCGCAUCAACCAGCUCAACCGACGUUUAUCCCAAGUCUUUACCCCAGCUUUGCGUGAGCACGUCCAAAGCGUUCAAGAUAGCAGCCCACCUCCUCCUGUAUACAUACCACCUUCAUUAGGAGGUAAAGAAGGAGUUCCACCCCCAGCUCUAAAUGUGGUUAUCCAGGUCGUCGGCUCGCGCGGAGACGUGCAACCCUUUGUUGCUCUCGGAAAAGUCUUGAAAGAGACCUAUGGCCAUCGUGUCCGUCUGGCAACUCAUCCUACUUUCAAGAAGUUUGUGCAAGAGAACGGCUUGGAGUUUUUCAGCAUUGGCGGCGACCCUUCUCAGCUGAUGGCUUUCAUGGUCAAGAAUCCUGGAUUGAUGCCAGGUUUCCGCAGUCUGGCCAGCGGGGAUGUCGGUCGCCGGAGAAGAGAUGUUGCGGAAUACAUUCAAGGCUGCUGGCGAUCGUGCUAUGAAACUGGUGAUGGGAUGCCCGACAACCACAGUUCAGAUCGCUCCGCAAACGGUGCUGAUUCUUUUCCAUUCGUCGCGGAUUGUAUCAUUGCCAACCCACCGAGUUUUGCGCAUAUUCAUUGCGCAGAGAAGCUGGGAAUACCCCUUCACAUCAUGUUCACCAUGCCAUACUCACCCACCCAGGCCUUCCCUCAUCCUUUGGCGAACAUCCAGUCUUCGAACGCCGAUACUCAACUCACCAACUACAUCAGUUACGCUAUGAUUGAAGCCCUCUCAUGGCAAGGCUUGGGCGACAUCAUCAACCGGUUUCGCGCUAAGUGCCUCGGCCUAGAGCCCGUGAGUAUGAUGUGGGCCCCAGGAAUGCUCCAGCGCCUCAAAGUUCCUCACACAUACUGCUGGUCUCCAGCUCUUAUUCCGAAACCAAAGGACUGGGGCUCUCACAUAUCCAUCUCUGGUUUCUACUUCUUGAAUCUGGCCUCUAAUUACACCCCUACGCCUGAGCUGCAAAAGUUCCUUGACGAUGGACCACCGCCGGUGUACAUUGGGUUUGGGAGUAUCGUUUUGGACGAUCCGAACGCCAUGACGGAACUCAUCUUCGAGGCCACGAAAAAGAUUGCAGGCGGAAGACGUGUACUGCUUUCCAAGGGCUGGGGAGGUAUGGGCGCAGACGAACUUCGCGUCCCGGAGAACGUCUUCAUGUUAGGGAAUGUGCCGCAUGACUGGCUUUUCAAGCACGUCGAAUGUGUAGUUCAUCAUGGCGGUGCAGGUACUACAGCGGCAGGCAUCGCAGCAGUCAUCCCGUUUUUCGGUGAUCAACCCUUCUGGGGCGCAAUGAUCGCACGAGCUGGUGCCGGUCCCGAACCAAUUCCCUACCGGCAACUCACAUCGGACAAAUUAGCAGAUGCUAUCAACUUCUGCUUAAAGCCCGAAAGUCUCGAACGUGCCAAGGAUCUUGCAAGCAAGAUCGCUGCGGAGCGCGGCAGCGAUAUGGGCGCUCAGUCAUUCCAUCAGUAUAUCGAUCCCGACCGACUCCGUUGCAAUCUUGCACCGUCUCGAGUAGCUGUAUGGCGCAUCAAGCGCACUCAAAUCAGACUGAGCGCUUUUGCCGCCUGCACGUUGGCGAAUGCCGGUCUUUUGGACUUUCAUGACCUCAAACUCUUCAGGGCGCAAGAAUAUGAGACUGAUGAGGGUCCCCUAGAGCCUAUCUCUGGAUUCGGUAUGGGGAUACUGAGAACGUUGGGCAGCAUGAGUAUGGGAAUAGCUGAAAUGCCUUCAGAAACGGCGAAGGCUGUACAGGCUCCCUUUGGACCUAGUAGACAGCAGUCUGACACUUCAGUACGGAACGCAGCAAAGAGGAGCGAGUCGUCGCUAGUAGGAGAGAGCUCCGCUUCAUCAGGCUCACCCCAACACUCCCAUCCCAGUGCAAUGGAGCGGAAACCGCUUGCCCGCUCUCAGACCACCCCCAAUCUCCCCACUCCGGCAUCUCGGACUCCCAGCGUAGCAUCCAGCUCGAGCAAAGACAACGACAUGCUACGCCCCACUGGCCUACGCACAAGCAGAGGCUUCGGCCGCAUCGUAAAAGCCGGUGUCCAAUCCCCCAUGGAACUCUCCGUCGGCAUAACAAAAGGCUUCCACAACGCGCCCAAGCUCUGGAACGACACCACCGUGCGCCCCCAAGAGAAAGUCUCCGACCUAAAAUCCGGCAUGGUAGCUAUAGGUCGCGAAUUCGGUUUCGGCUGGUACGACGGCGUCACCGGCCUCUUUACACAGCCCUGGAAGGGUGCUCAGAAAGAAGGCGCUAGUGGGUUCUUCAAGGGAAUAGGUAAAGGUAUUGGGGGUUUCAUAGCUAAGCCCGGGGCGGCGCUGUUCGGGAUACCGAGUCAUAUGAUGAAGGGAGUGCAUAAGGAGGUGCAGAAGAGGUUUGGGAGUAGUGUGCAGACGUAUAUUGUUACGAGUAGGACGGCGCAGGGGUAUCAGGAGUGGGUGCUGAGUGGAGAGGAGGAGAGGGAGGAUGUUGUUGAGAGGUGGGGGUUGAUUCAGAAGUAUUUGAAGAGGAAAGAUGGGCUUGGGGAGAUGAUGAAGGAUGUGUUGGAUGCGCAGCGGAAGGGGAAGGUGGGUGAUGAGUCUACUGCGGAUUCAGUCCGGUCUGCGGAUGCUUCUAUCCAAGAUCUUGAAAGUGCCACACUCACAUCGGAGUACAAUUCGUAUACUAUGGAUACCGAGCCCGAAGUACCGCUCGGAGCGGCGGAGACUGGCGGGUCCAUCGAUCAGCCAGUACAAAACGAACUACGCGCAGACGCUGAAGCGGACUCCAGUGGGGAACUACUCCAGGCGAUGGCUUCCAGCGAAGUCGAAGCGCAGCAACACUUAAGAGAAGCCCUGGAAUACGAAAAGCAGCUGAAGCAAGCCAUGGCGCAAAGUCGCCAGGAACAGUGUCAGAUGAACGAAGACAAUGAAUGGGAAGAUCUCGAUAGGGAGCGAGCAGGAACAUCGGAGCAAAUGGCAGCCUCCAUGAGCAACGGGUUACUAGGCGCCCAAAGGCCGCCCUCGUAUGACCCCGGUCAUCUUGGAGGCACUACGCAAGAUGUAUUCCAGGCGCAGCACCGAGGAGAAAAGACGAUGGAGGAAAAGACGGAGGAGGAAAUUGUGAUGGAGUAUGUCAAGAAGCAAAGUCUUCUGGAGGAGCAUCAUCAGAGUAAAGGCAAAGGGCGGGCUUCGGCUGGGGUGGAUGAGGACGAGGAAGAGCUACAGAAGGCGUUAACCUUGAGUAUGCAGGGGCAUGAGUGA
Molecule: messenger RNA, 3462 nt
Organism: Alternaria novae-zelandiae
Lineage: Eukaryota; Fungi; Ascomycota; Dothideomycetes; Pleosporales; Pleosporaceae
Exons: 2
Coding region: 1-3462 (1153 amino acids)
Biological process (GO): carbohydrate metabolic process
Molecular function (GO): hexosyltransferase activity; UDP-glycosyltransferase activity
Source: RefSeq, a predicted model, not a curated record